CCGCGAGACGUCGCCCUCGUGCCGUUCCUUCUUUCCACGAGCCUGUUUGCCAUCUGCCGUGGUCACGUGACACAUCUGUCAGGGGACAGCAUGGCGGACAUGCAUGUGGAGCCUCAAAACAAACUGCACCGAAUGUCCAGCUAACCCUGCCGAGAACCAUCGAUACCGCGCGUCGAGCCGGGCAGGCAGUGCCCGAUCAGAGAGCAGGAUGGACGAGGAGAACAAACUUCAGUUCCCGUCUCUGCCCGCAACCAAGGAGGAGCUGCUGGAUUGGGCUUAUCCUAUGAGACGGGAAAUGCAGGAGAUCUUACCAGGAUUGUUUUUAGGUCCCUACUCUGCUGCAAUGAAAAGCAAGCUGCCAAGUCUCGAAAGACAGGGGAUUACACAUAUAGUGUGUGUCCGCCAAGACAUUGAAGCCAAUUUUAUUAAACCUAAUUUCCCUCAUUCAUUUAGAUACCUUGUGUUAGAUAUUGCUGACAAUCCAGUGGAAAAUAUAAUAAGAUUUUUCCCAAAUACUAAAGAGUUUAUUGAUGGCUGCUUAGCAACAGGAGGAAAGGUACUGGUUCAUGGUAAUGCAGGGAUAUCAAGAAGUGCUGCCUUAGUGAUUGCAUACCUUAUGGAAACAUUUGGAAUGAAAUACAGGGAUGCAUUCAGCCACGUCCAGGAGAGGAGGUUCUGCAUCAACCCUAAUGUGGGCUUUGUGCAUCAGCUACAGGAAUAUGAAGCGAUCUACCUAGCCAAAUUGACCAUUAAAAUGAUGUCACCCAUGCAGCUGGGCAGGUCCUUCUCCAUACAAGCUGGGGUGCCAGGAAGCCGUAAACGCAGCCUUGAGGAAGAUGAGGACUUCGGAGCAAUGCAGGUCACAGCAGCGCAGAACAGAUGAGCUUUGCUGAUAAUUUGGCCAUGUGGCAGCGCAGUGCACUCAAUUUUUUUUCUUUCUUUCUUUUUUUUUUUUUUUUACAUUUUUAAUGGGAUUAAAAAUGUAAAUAUUUGAACUUUUUCUAAGGGGAAGGGACUAGGGGUGGGAGCGGGACCACUCAUGUCUGAGACAUGGAGUAGUGAUGGGGACUGGGAAUAUUUGAUAACUCCUUUUUUUUCUCGAGCUGUAUGCACUGAUGGGAGAUUUUUUGCAGUUUUAUAGUAUUUAAAGCAUUUUGCAUUUGCAGCGGGACAGUAUUGCAAUAAUGCACUUUCGAUACUUGAAUUUGUGUAGAUGAGCAGAAUGGGGCAGUCGGCAAAAGGGACAGUAGCCAGGAUGUUGCCCAGUGGAGGUCACGAGAGAAGACUAGCUAAUGCCUUUAACAUGGAGUAAUAGGAUUUAAGACUAAUAUCAGAUUAAAUGUGGGAUAGUAAGGAAUGGAAAAUAACACUGCUUAAUAAAAGAAGUCUGACUCUA
Notolabrus celidotus (New Zealand spotty) is the source of this 1396-nucleotide messenger RNA. It is a transcript of the gene styx, whose product is annotated as serine/threonine/tyrosine interacting protein. NCBI's taxonomy places the organism in Eukaryota, Metazoa, Chordata, Actinopteri, Labriformes, Labridae. Gene Ontology annotation, molecular function: F-box domain binding; protein tyrosine/serine/threonine phosphatase activity. Gene Ontology annotation, cellular component: nucleoplasm; cytoplasm. The record is from RefSeq and is a predicted model, not a curated record. Gene Ontology annotation, biological process: protein dephosphorylation; negative regulation of SCF-dependent proteasomal ubiquitin-dependent catabolic process; regulation of ERK1 and ERK2 cascade.